Malassezia vespertilionis is the source of this 1257-nucleotide messenger RNA. It is a transcript of the gene REI1, whose product is annotated as pre-60S factor rei1. The transcript has a single exon. Gene Ontology annotation, molecular function: zinc ion binding; nucleic acid binding. Gene Ontology annotation, biological process: ribosomal large subunit biogenesis. Gene Ontology annotation, cellular component: preribosome, large subunit precursor. NCBI's taxonomy places the organism in Eukaryota, Fungi, Basidiomycota, Malasseziomycetes, Malasseziales, Malasseziaceae. Bases 1 to 1257 code for a protein of 418 amino acids. The record is from RefSeq and is a predicted model, not a curated record.
AUGAGCGGAGCUGUGGACACACGACACAUGGGCGACGAGCCAGUGUACACAUGUGUGACGUGCAAUAUAGCGUACUUCAGUGCGCAUGAGCAGCGCGAACAUUUCCGCUCCGACUUGCACCGCUACAAUAUGAAGCGCCGUGUGACAGAUUUGGCGCCCGUCAGUGCCGCCACAUUUAACGACAAAGUGCAGGAGCGCCGUGCGGUGCUUGCGCAGGCACAGGAGCCCGGACAGUCUGGCAAAUGCCAGGUAUGCAACAAACUGUUUUCCUCGCAGAAUGCGUACAGGGACCACAUGCAGUCGAAGAAGCACAAAGAGAUGGAAAAGAAGCGCGCAAAUGCACCGAAACGGCCCGAUGCGCCACCGCGCACUGCGCCGCCCAUAGAGGGAACGGAGCAAGAGGGCGAGCAUAUGGACGAUGAAACGAGCAUGGAACAGUCGAUGGAGCAGAAAAUUGCGCGCGCACGCCGGAUCGAUCCCAGUGCAGAGUGCCUCUGUUGUGGCGUACAGCAGUCUUCAUUGGAGGACAAUGUGGCGCACAUGCAGAGCGCGCACGGGUUCUUUUUGCCCGAGCGCAAGUACCUCGUUGAUCCUGCGGGUCUUAUGCAGUACCUGGCGGAUAAAGUAUCGGUAGGCAAUGUAUGCCUGUGGUGCAACGGCAAAGGCCGCAGCUUUCACGAUCUCGAGUCUAUACGGAAGCAUAUGCUAGACAAGUCGCACUGCAAGGUUGCAUAUGACACACAGGAGGAUCAGCUCGAGCUGUCUGACUUUUACGAUUUCCGCGCAAGCUACCCAGACUACCAAGGUUCCGAUUGGGAGGAUGCGGACGACGACGCAAAACCCGGCGACGAAAUGUGGGUGCCCGACCAAGAGGACGAGGAGAGACUGCCGGACAACAAUGUGCGCUACGGAGACUCGGAGCUAGAGCUUGUGUUGCCGUCUGGUGCACGGCUUGGGCAUCGCUCUCUGCAGCGGUACUAUCGCCAGACGCUCUGGCAGACGCCAGCGGCGCAGACGAAUGCAAAUAGCGGACGUGCGCUGGCGCACAGACUUGCGGGCACGCAUACGGCGCCGUCAAAUCUAGUCGUUACUUCGCGCGGCGGUAACCAGGUCGUUGCGCGGAACCACGGCGAGGCCAAGGAAGCGAAUCGGCACAUACGCGAGUUCCGCGACCAGAAACGGCGCGAGCAGUACAAGACCAAGAUUGGUUUUCGCAAUAACAACCAGAAACAUUUCCGGGAUCAACUCUUGCAGUAG